Messenger RNA from Colius striatus (speckled mousebird), 657 nucleotides. RefSeq names its product goosecoid homeobox 2 (gene GSC2). Lineage: Eukaryota; Metazoa; Chordata; Aves; Coliiformes; Coliidae. Gene Ontology annotation, cellular component: nucleus. The coding region runs from base 1 to 657 and encodes 218 amino acids. Gene Ontology annotation, molecular function: DNA-binding transcription factor activity, RNA polymerase II-specific; RNA polymerase II cis-regulatory region sequence-specific DNA binding. The record is from RefSeq and is a predicted model, not a curated record. Gene Ontology annotation, biological process: regulation of transcription by RNA polymerase II. The transcript has 3 exons.
AUGUCUUUGGAGCCAGCAUCAGACGUUAAUGCUGGCAAGAGAGGCCUCAAGAAGCCGUGUUCGUUCAGCAUUGAGGACAUCCUCUCCAGCCCGGCAGAGAAGAGCCCCCAGGUCCUGGUCCCUCUGUGCCUCCAGAGCAUCUUGGGCAGCGCACCCAAGGGGUUAUGUGAGCUGGAGACCAUCCCAGCCAGCUCCCUGCAGGAGGAGGAGGAGGAGGAAGAAGAGCUGGAAGGGACAGGCUGCAACUGCUGCUGCUGUUCUCACACGAGUGCCCGUUCCCUGCAGGACUCGAUGAGCUGGCUGGAUGUCCAGCUCCCCUGGCCCAUGCGGCUUUUCCACUCGGCAGUCAGGGUCUGUAAGGGUCCACAGGGGAACAUGAGCGAGGUACAGACCUUCCACCAGAUCCAGCGCCGGACGCGCCGGCAUCGCACCAUAUUCACUGAAGACCAGCUGCAGGCCCUGGAGACGCUUUUCCAUCAGAACCAGUACCCAGACGUCAUCACCCGGGAGCACCUGGCAAACCGCAUUCACCUCAAGGAGGAGAGGGUGGAGGUUUGGUUUAAAAAUCGUCGGGCCAAGUGGCGGCAUCAGAAGAGAGCGUCUGCUUCAGCACUGAUCCUUCAGCGCACUCAGCAGCCCCCUGAGGACAGCUGUUAG